GCGGCCGCGUGCGGAUGGCCAUGCACUAGGCUGGGCUCCCCUAUGCUCCGGGAGAGCGCCGGCCACCGCCUCGGGCCGCCGCCGCCUCUUCCUGCCGCCGCUCGCAGUGUCCGCGUCGGAGCCGGAGCCCGAGCCACAGCCUGCCCCAGGCCCGGGCGUCGAGCAGCCGGCGGCGCGGCCAUGUGGGGCUAGUCCGCCCCGCGCACGCUGCAGCGGACCGGCAACAUGGAGGCAGCUGUCGGCGCGCCCGACGGCGUGGACCAGGGCGGCGCGGGACCGCUGGAGGAUGCGACGCCCAUGGACGCCUAUCUGCGCAAGCUGGGAUUGUAUCGGAAAUUGGUCGCCAAGGACGGGUCGUGCUUGUUCCGGGCUGUGGCCGAGCAGGUAUUACACUCUCAGUCUCGACAUGUGGAAGUUAGAAUGGCUUGUAUUCGCUACCUUCGAGAUAACAGAGAGAAAUUUGAAGCGUUUAUAGAAGGGUCAUUUGAAGAAUAUUUAAAACGUUUGGAAAACCCACAGGAAUGGGUAGGACAAGUGGAGAUAAGCGCCCUCUCUCUUAUGUACAGGAAAGAUUUUGUAAUAUAUCAGGAGCCAAAUGUUUCUCCUUCGCAUGUAACUGAAAAUAAUUUUCCUGAGAAGGUGUUACUGUGCUUUUCGAAUGGAAAUCAUUAUGACAUUGUCUAUCCUAUAACAUACAGAGAUAGUUCUGCUGUGUGUCAGUCUCUCCUUUAUGAAUUGCUGUAUGAGAAGGUAUUUAAAACUGACGUCAGUAAAAUCAUGAUGGGACUAGAAACUUCUGAAGUGGCUGAUGAAAGCAACAGUGAAAUAUCAGAUUCUGAGGAUGACAGUUGCAAGAGUAAAAGCACUGCUGCUACUGAUGUGAAUGGAUUUAAGUCCUCAGGCAGUGAGAACCCUAAGAACCAUGGGAACUCAGCUGACCUUCCUUUGUCCAGAAAGGUUCUUAAGUCCCUCAGCCCAGCAGUCUAUAGAAAUGUGGAGUAUGAAAUUUGGUUGAAGUCUAAGCAAGCUCAACAAAAACGUGAUUAUUCCAUUGCUGCUGGCUUACAAUAUGAAGGAGGAGAGAGAUGCCAUGUUAGAUUGGAUCAUAAUGGGAAGUUAUCUAAUGCAGACAUUCAUGGGGUUCACUCUGAGAAUGGACCGGUUUUGUCUGAAGAACUGGGGAAAAAGCAAACACCGAAGAACCUCAAGCCACCUCCCCCAGAAAGCUGGAACACGGUGUCCGGAAAGAAGAUGAAAAAACCUAAUUCUGGGCAAAAUUUCCAUUCAGAUACGGAUUACAGAGGGCCAAAGAAUCUAAACAAGCCAAUCAAAGCCCCGUCUGCACUACCUCCUCGCCUGCAGCAUCCUCCAGCGGGUGUAAGGCAGCACGCGCUCUCCAGUCAUUCUACGGGGCCCCAGUCUCAGAAAUCCUCCAGUGAGCAUAAGAAUCUAAGUCGGGUGCCAUCACAGAUCACAAGAAAACCUGAUCGUGAAAGAGCUGAGGACUUUGAUCAUGUGAGUCGUGAAUCUUACUAUUUUGGCCUCUCGCCAGAAGAACGCAGAGAGAAGCAAGCUAUUGAAGAGUCUCGGCUACUCUAUGAGAUUCAGAACCGGGAUGAACAGGCUUUUCCGGCUCUUUCUAGUUCAUCAGUCAGUCAGUCACCUCAGAAUAGCAACGCGUGCGUCCCAAGGAAGUCUUCACAUGCGAGGGACAGGAAAGGAAGCAUGCGGAGAGUAGAUGCAGAGGAACGGAAGGACAAAGACUCUCUACGUGGCCAUACUCACAUGGAUAAAAAACCCGAGCCAAGCACACUGGAGAUCAGCGAUGAUAAAUGUACAAGAGUUUCAUCACCAUCUAAGUCAAAGAAAGAGUGCCCAUCUCCUGUAGAACAAAAGCCAGCAGAACAUAUACCUUUGUCAAAUCCAGCCCCCCUCCUAGUCUCUCCAGAAGUUCAUCUCACUCCUGCGGUGCCUUCUUUACCAGCCACUGUGCCAGCCUGGCCAAGUGAACCCACAACUUUCGGACCAACAGGUGUCCCUGCUCAGAUUCCCAUUUUGUCAGUGACACAGACCACUGGACCUGAUGCUGCCGUGUCACAAGCGCAUUUAACACCCUCUCCGGUUCCUGUGUCAAUUCAGGCAGUUAACCAGCCCUUGAUGCCUUUGCCUCAGACAAUGAGCCUCUAUCAAGACCCACUCUAUCCUGGGUUUCCUUGUAGUGAGAAGGGAGAUCGAGCCAUUGCACCACCCUAUUCACUGUGUCAGACCGGCGAGGACCUGCCUAAAGAUAAGAAUAUUCUUCGAUUCUUCUUCAAUCUUGGUGUAAAGGCAUAUAGUUGCCCUAUGUGGGCCCCACACUCUUACCUGUAUCCUCUGCACCAGGCGUACAUGGCAGCCUGCAGGGUGUACCCAAAGGUCCCUGUUCCUGUGUAUCCUCAGAGUACUUGGUUCCAAGAAGCCCCUCCUGCUCAGAGUGAAAGUGACUGCCCCUGUGCUGACGCCCACUACUCUAUGCACCCUGAGGCCAGUGUUAAUGGCCAGAUGCCACAGGCAGAGAUCGGACCACCUGCGUUUUCUUCCCCUCUGGUUAUCCCUCCAUCUCAGGUGUCUGAAGGUCAUGGACAGUUGUCUUACCAACCUGAACUGGAGUCUGAGAGCCCAGGGCAGCUUCUUCACGCUGAGUAUGAAGAGUCACUUAGCGGCAAGAACAUGUACCCACAGCAGUCCUUUGGGCCUAAUCCAUUCUUAGGUCCUGUUCCCAUUGCACCUCCUUUCUUCCCUCAUGUUUGGUAUGGGUAUCCUUUUCAGGGAUUUGUGGAAAAUCCUGUAAUGAGGCAAAAUAUUGUCCUGCCCCCUGAUGAUAAAGGAGAGUUGGAUUUGCCUUUGGAAAAUCUAGAUCUGUCUAAAGAGUGCGAUUCUGUCUCAGCAGUAGACGAGUUCCCAGAAGCCAGAGUUGAAGGCGCACAUUCUCUCUCUGAAGCAAGUGUGAGCAGCAAGCAUGAAGGCCGGGUGGAGCAGUCGUCCCAGACGCGGAAGGCAGACAUAGACUUGUCUUCAGGUUCUUCUGGAGUGGAGGGAAAGGCUCACCCCCCUACUCAGAUUCUAAACCGAGAGAGAGAGGCUGUGUCUGCUGAACCUGAGCCUAAGAGGACCAUUCAAAGUCUGAAAGAAAAACCAGAGAAAGUCAAAGACCCCAAGACUGCUGCCGAUGUGCUCAGCUCUGGGGCCAACUCUGUGGAUAGAUUGCAAAGACCAAAAGAAGAGAGUUCAGAAGAUGAGAACGAAGUGUCUAAUAUUUUGAGAAGUGGCAGAUCCAAGCAGUUUUAUAAUCAAACUUAUGGAAGCAGGAAGUACAAAAGUGAUUGGGGCUCUUCUGGUAGAGGUGGCUAUCAACAUGUGAGAGGCGAGGAGUCCUGGAAAGGGCAGCCUAACAGAAGCCGGGAUGAAGGUUAUCAGUACCAUCGACAUGUUAGAGGACGCCCUUACAGGGGAGAUAGGAGGAGGUCAGGGAUGGGAGAUGGCCACAGGGGACAACACACUUAAUGGCUGGUUGUCGCUCGUACUGUAGAGCUCUAGCCUUUUCUUAGGUGGAAUAUUUCUGAAGGCUUUAAAAUCAUUAUAAUAAAAACCCAAAUUGGAACUAUCUCCUCCCCUCCCCUUUUCCCCUUAAUUUCCUAUUCUGAUGAGACUUUGGACAUAAGUUUAAGGGGCAGAUGAAUUUUUGGCAUUGUGGUUUUUUCUUACUCAGAAUCUGUUUAUUGGGUUACUGCCCCCAUAAGAAGUAAACAUGACUUUUAAGUAUUUUUUUAUAAACAGCUCAAUAUAAAACAUA
Rattus norvegicus (Norway rat) is the source of this 3832-nucleotide messenger RNA. RefSeq names its product OTU deubiquitinase 4 (gene Otud4). Gene Ontology annotation, biological process: negative regulation of toll-like receptor signaling pathway; protein K63-linked deubiquitination; negative regulation of interleukin-1-mediated signaling pathway. The record is from RefSeq and is marked validated. Gene Ontology annotation, cellular component: cytoplasm; nucleus. NCBI's taxonomy places the organism in Eukaryota, Metazoa, Chordata, Mammalia, Rodentia, Muridae. The transcript has 21 exons. Gene Ontology annotation, molecular function: cysteine-type deubiquitinase activity; K63-linked deubiquitinase activity. The coding region runs from base 226 to 3543 and encodes 1105 amino acids.